Molecule: messenger RNA, 1971 nt
Organism: Athene cunicularia (burrowing owl)
Lineage: Eukaryota; Metazoa; Chordata; Aves; Strigiformes; Strigidae
Gene: RHBDD1
Product: rhomboid domain containing 1
Exons: 6
Coding region: 1-945 (314 amino acids)
Cellular component (GO): membrane
Molecular function (GO): serine-type endopeptidase activity
Source: RefSeq, a predicted model, not a curated record
AUGCAGCGAAGGCAGGGAAGAGUCAAUGCUGGACUGCUUUUGCUGCUUUAUCAAAUUUCUCAAGUUGGACUCCAGAACAUUCCUUCUGUUACCCUUGGGGUACUUGCACUGAAUAUUUUUCUCUUUUUGAAUCCUGUGAGGCCCCUAUCUGAAGUGUGCAUCAGUGUACAUGAAGUCGUCUACAGAAAGAACUGGCAGCGUUUACUGCUUUCUCCUGUCCACCAUGCAGAUGACUGGCAUUUAUAUUACAAUAUGGUUUCCAUGCUUUGGAAGGGAAUAAUGCUGGAAAAAAAGCUUAAGAGCAUAUGGUUUGCAUACAUCAUUGCAGUAUUUUCAGUGCUGAUUGGAGUUGUUUAUAUGGUGCUGGAAUUCAUGCUUGUGAAAAUUCUGGAUGAUCCUUUGUAUGAAAUGCAUUGUGCUGUAGGUUUUUCAGGAGUCUUGUUUGCUUUGAAAGUUCUUAACAACCAUUACAAUCCAGGAAGAGUCAGCAGCAUCCUUGGAUUGCAGAUAUCCAGUAAAUAUGCUUGUUGGGUGGAGCUGGUGGCUAUUCAUUUAAUCUCCCCAGGGACUUCUUUUGCUGGACAUCUGGCAGGGAUUCUUGUUGGAUUGAUGUACACUAUGGGACCCCUGAAGAAGAUCAUGAAAGCCUGUAUAGGUGGCCUUUCUUCAUUCACAAACCCUGCCAGGCCACAGGACUACUAUUCAGAGUAUUAUGGCUACCCAGGUUAUCAAUACAGGACACCAAGGAGCUAUUACGAUUAUACUGGUGGGCUUACUGAAGAGGAACAGCUUGAAAGAGCAGUGCUAAACAGUCUUAAUGAAAGAGGUUUUGGUGGAGCAACAUAUAAUACUGAGCGGCGACCCUAUGGUUUUUGGUUUGCACCUGAGCAGCAUUCAGAAGAGGAAAUAAGAAGGCAAAGGCUUCUUAGGUUUGAGAGACGAUGAAAUUGGCAGGUGUUGAUGUAAACUGUAAAGUGCUAUUCAGAGUUACCAAAAUAUUUGCAGAUUUAUUUGUAAUAUGCAGAUUUGUUGUAAUAUUUUUCUACUUUUUCUACUACUGAUUGCAAAACUGCAGGGGGUUUUGUGAGUUUGGGCUCAACAUUGGAACUUGCAUAAAAGGUGUGAGAUAGCAAUCAAAAUGUGGUCUUUGGCAGUCUCUAUCUUAAUGCACCUUAAAUAUGGAAGAAGACUGAUAGUUCCAAAGUCUUUUUCCUUAAGUUCUUUUGUGUAGCUUAAAGAAUUCCUUGGCAUUUUGACCACUGGUGUUCUCAGGCAGCAGGUUUUUUUAUCAAAAGAUGAAAAAAACAUUACUUUUUUUAUACAGUUGUAAAACUAUGCAAUUUUUUCUUACAAACUUGUCUCUUUAUCUAUGAUGACCAACGGGCUUUUGGAUUGGCAUGUGAAAUGUCACUUGAAAAGAUUGCUUUGAUGACAACAGCUAGGUCAUAUGUCUAGGCUUAAGCUUUUCAGAAGUCUUGCAAACUGUGUGAAAACUAGUUGCAGCUAUCCUUACCUUAAGGAGUUAUUUAAUACAACCCUUAGUGUUGCAGUCUUCCUUAAAACAUGCUAUUUUAUCUAGAGCUUGUAUGUGAUAAAAAUGAGUUGUAACUACUUUACUUACUAAACCCUUUCUUAAUAUUUAUGUUUUAAAUAAAAUGUUUUCAUUUAGAUUUGAAAUAAUUUGUUAGAAGUUUUGUGGAAAUGGAGGUGGAUGUGCCAUAUAAAGAAUAUCUUUAUUUAGUAACACACUUUUUCGAAGUAUCUAUUUCCCUUUUUCAGGAGCCUUGGAAAUUGUAUCAUGUAUGUGCUGUUCUACUAUUUCUCUAUAUGUAUCUCAUUUGAUAUCCAGCAGCAAUAAGAGUUUGCAGACUGUAUUGGGUUUGCAUGGCAAGGUUUGGUAUCAGGGGGCUACAGGGGCGGCUUCUGUGAGCAGCUGCUGGAAGCCUCCCCCAUGUCCCCAGAGGCAAUGCC